Scophthalmus maximus (turbot) is the source of this 4687-nucleotide messenger RNA. It is a transcript of the gene nes, whose product is annotated as nestin. The record is from RefSeq and is a predicted model, not a curated record. Bases 152 to 4024 code for a protein of 1290 amino acids. Gene Ontology annotation, cellular component: intermediate filament. Gene Ontology annotation, molecular function: CCR5 chemokine receptor binding; intermediate filament binding. Gene Ontology annotation, biological process: positive regulation of intermediate filament depolymerization. Lineage: Eukaryota; Metazoa; Chordata; Actinopteri; Pleuronectiformes; Scophthalmidae. The transcript has 4 exons.
CUUUCACUGGCAGUCACACUACCAGAUCCUCACUGGAGCCUCACUCAUACACACACACAUUCACUGACUAAGGCCUGGGCACAGAGUCGCAGUUGCCAGCUAAAUCAAAAUCAGUUUACCUCUGAGUGAGGCCUUGGUAUUGAACACUGACAUGGAUCUGCACAGUGUACAUAAAACUUUCCAUCACAGCCACCUGAGCGAGGAGAAGCACCAGAUGUUGAACCUGAACCGACGCCUGGAGACCUACCUGAGUCGGGUCAAAUACCUAGAGGAGGAAAAUGGGAUGCUUGCAGAGGAGAUCGGAGCUCUGAGACGCAGUAAUCAUGGAGCUUCAACCUGCAGGAAGGGCUUGGAGGAAGAGCUGCGGCAAGCAAGACGGGAUCUGGAUGGAGCCUGGAGUGACAGGGUCCACACAGAGAUGGAGGUUGGCAGGCUGACUGAGGAGUUCCAAGCCCUGGACCAGCAGAGGCAGAAGGAGGCUCAAGCUCACGCAAAGGCCAAGACGAUGGUGGAGCAAAGCAGGAAGGAGCUGGAGGAGGAACAGAGGGCACAGAUCUGGUUGAGACAGAAGGUCAGUCAGCUGGAGCAUGAGAUGACGCACCUGAUUCAAACCCACCAGGAGGAUGUGGCCCACCUGGAGGCUACAUUGAGCCGUUCCAGAGCCACAAUGCCAGCCAUGGUUCAAAGGUGCAACCAAACACCAAACCUCAUUCAGCUGGGGCAGGAGUACUCCCAGAAAGCCACCAGAGCAUGCCAGGAGGCCACAAAGGCCUAUCAGGGCCAGUUAGCUCAGCUGGAGGAGUCACUUAACCAGACCAGGAUCCAUUUGACCCAAGUGAGCCAGGAGAAGAGUGAAAGCCAGCUGAGGCUCCAAGCCCUGGAGAAGGAGAUAGCCUCAGCUCAGGAGGUCAGGCUGCAUUUGGAGAAGACUGCAGCCCAACAGAGAGAUACACACAGCCACGAGAUCCAGCAACUGCAGGCACACUUGGAAGGCCGGGAGGUGGAGAGAGAGGAGCUGGGCCAGCAGAUCGACCAUCUCCACCUGGAGAACCAAGGCCUGCUGCAGAUGAAGAUGUCUCUAGGCCUGGAGGUGGCAUCGUACAGAGCUUUGCUGGACAGUGAGAGCCUCAGGGGGGACAUCUCUCUGUCAAACCAUUCAAGAGACAUUACCAUCACAGAUGCAGCGUUCUGUCCCAGAGGGGUUAAAAAGAUAUACCGAAGGCAGAUGUCUGCCGGCCACAAGACCACGUCUCUUUCAUCUCUCCUUGUUCUAACUGGAACAGCACCAACAGCAAUAACUGCAACACCACCCUGCGGCAGAAAACCCACAACUUUCAACGACAUCCCAAAGAUUUCAAAGAAACCUAGGCAAGAAGAUGUAACAAAGUCAGCAACUUGGGAAGCCCCUUACCCCAAAAUACUGCAGGAUGGAGCUGUUGAAAGUUUCAGACCACAGGAGGUUAAGGAGAAAGUCACCUACGCUGAGCCUCUGUCACCUCCAAAUGAGCAGGAGGCUUGUGCUCAAAUAACAUCAGACGGCAAAGAAGGUGAAGUGAAUUGGAACAAUGUGGAUGAUGAAACUCCAGAGGAAACACCAGGUGUGGAGUCAGCUGUCAGUCAUCAGGUUGAGUCAGGACAUAGCAGUGAUGAGACGGCCUUCAUUGAUGAAGUUAGCCAUCUUCAGAGUGCAGCACUCAACCUUACACCAUACCAUGCCAGAAUAACAGAGAAGUCCUGCGUUUUCUCAGAUGAAUCUGAUAAGGUAGUGCCUUCCGAAAGUCCUGCUGAAAAAGAAGAUGUGCAACAGCCACACGUUCCAGUUAAAGCACUGGGAAAGAAAGAAUGUAUUGCCCAAGCAGUAGAGAAUGUGCAAGAGGAGACCUCGGAUUUGGAAACUCACGCAGUACUUGAACAAACCUUUGAAUCCAGGACGAGCAGUCCAGCGUCUGAAUGUGAGCCUGCAGAAAGUGUGUUUAAUCGAUGGACAGACUUAAGCCAAGACGAAAACUGCUCAGAUGAUGAUGCUGUUGAGAUAAGACAGGAAAUAAGCAAUUCUAUGGUGGGAACAAAUGAGACGGAUGUUGAGGAUAAGUUGUUGUACCCUGAUGGAGAAGAGAUGGAUACGUGGGAUAGUGUAAUUGAAAGGAAGGUCGAUCUGAAGGCAGACGAUGGCAUAAAAAAGGAUGAAGCAAUAAAACAACAUGCUGAACCAGAGGAGGACUUAUCAGCAAGAGAACAUGGGCAGGGAAAGAGAGGGCUUAGCCAGGAUUUCACCGCGGAUGAACACAAAGACGACAAUGUGGCCAAUUCAGAGAUAGACAAACAAGUAGAUGAUGAUGAACACUGUGAUGCGUUAUACCAAGAGAUUGUCCCGCCUCUUGACAAAGAAGAAGAAGAUGAUGAAGAGGAGGACUCUCAAAAUGUCUCGGUGUCAUGGAGGACCGAGCUGGAGAGCGACAGCUACGCUCAGGAUAACACUCUUGCUGACACUCGUCCUCUGAUUCGAUACAAAAGCAACGAGACUGACGCAAACGCUCAGGCCUCACACAUGGAUGAGAGCGAGUCCAGUGAAGGUGACCAGGAAAAGAAGAUCGGAGAGACGAUAAGUGCAACGUGGAACGAGGGCAAGUCUAAGCGAUCUGGAACUAUGGAAGAUCUGUGCGAGGAAGUUGAAGUGGAAGCAUUGGAUGAGGAAUAUGACCUGGGAUAUAUUCAUAGUGAGGACAGGGAUGUUUGCCAUAGCAUGACUGUAAGUGAGCAUGUAACAUCAGUGUAUGAUACAGAAUGUGCAGAAGAAAGGAACAAGGAAGUCAGUGAAGAAUAUUCAGAUGAAGGAACCGAAGCAUCUACCAAACCCAUGGCACCAGCAAAUGUGGACUACGAUGAGGAGUUAGAGACGGACAGACUUGUGGAACAGGAAUUAGAAAGCCUAUCCACAGACAGCUACAGUGCUUACUUUGCACAGCAGCAGGUCAGUGAUAAUGACGAGAUGCUUCUAGAAGAAGCUGGAAAAACACAUGAUAUGUCGUUCUGUGCAGAACCUGGAGUGAGGGACAACGGCCAGCUAGCAUCUUCCACAAAGAUUAUAGAUCCACCUGAUGAGAACCUGUAUGUCAGUGAUUUGUCAGUGGUGAUGCCUCAGACAGAAACUCUGGCUGAAGAGGAGGUCCAACAUAAUGACCACAAGGUUACAAGUGCGCCAGAGAAAAGCGAGGAAGAGGAUGAACACAAUGUGUCCAUGCUGACUCAUGCUGAUGUAACAGAAGAUUUCCCUGGCUUUAGAGACUUUCUCAGCAGGCCUGAUUCAGAGGAAAUCAGCAAUUCAGUGGACCCAGACUCUGCACCUCAAGAAAACCUGAAAGAAGUUGCACCUGUGGAAGCAUCUGAGUCUCAGGAUGAUCGAGUUGAGGAUAUUGUAGUGUGUCCUGAGGUUCCAGAAACAGCCGAAUGGGAAGUCCAGGAAAACCUGAGGGAAGACUCUAAAAUCAGAGAUCAGAAUGAACCUGAUCAAAAAUGUGAUGAUGUGCCUGACUCAGCUGAAAGUCACCUCCAUGAGGACGGAGGCUCUGACGAGGGUGUUAUGACAUGUGAAGAGGAGCAACUUGAGAUCACCCCCGACAGUGUACCUGAUGAAAAGGAUAUCUUUGUGGUGAAGGACACAUCUGCUACUGAACUACUGAACACAAAUGGACAAGACAAGAUCCUCCCUGGUGUUUUCAGCUCCGGUUUGGGGGACGACCUCUGGGUGUCCUCCUCAGAGACCGGUGCCACCUAUCAACCAGACGAUGCCUGUUAUGAACAAACCAAUCAGAAUCUAGGUUUUGGUGAGAACCUAGUUUGGGGGAAGUCAGUCAACUCGAAUGUGGUUAAUGGGAACUCCCUGGCUGCUCAGAAAGAGCAGGAACCAAAGCAGUCUGAGGUGAAGCAGGUGUUGAGUAGAAAUGUUGUUGAAGAGGAAUUUGUCCAUUCUGAGGAAUCUGAGGUUGAGGGUGAAUCCUGGUCGUCUGGGGAGGAAACAGUUUAAAAAUGUAGCGGGAAUUUGAGUUCAACAAGUUUUAGACUUAAUCAGUGUUAGUUGGAGGAAAAUUAAAUUUUCUGUAUGAUGCAGCUGCUAUGAAACCAAAGUCGUGCCUUGGUGCGCUCCUCUGUGACACUAACCACCAAUGUGCCAUUUGCCUGAGCCUUGUUUCCGUAAACUGAUAUAUAAUUUUUUUUCAUCUUCCUGAUUAUUCAGACCUUUCAGUCUUUCAGAGUGCAUGUUGUGGAAGGAGGUUGGGAGUUUCUGCAUGAGCGAAUGGCAUGAGAACAGAACAGAAGAAUGUCAUUUGAAGGUCAAAGAGUUUAUUGAUCGCUGCCUAAUCUGAUUUUACUGACUGAUGGAAAUCAAUGAGACCAGGAGGGAAGAAUUCUUUUCACAUUGUAUCAAACAAACAGCUAGUGUCUUCUGCCUGUGAGUUCUCUAAUUUCAUCUGGCAGCAAUUGAUCUUUGCCUGUAACAGAAUGAAUGGUUGGUCGCAUAAGGUUUAUGUUCAAGAUGACCGGAUUAAAUAAGAGAACUUUUUGUUUGUUUCUGUCAAUUGGUCUGAAGAAGAAGACAAUUGGUUUUACUCUUUAUUUCCAUCCAAAAAGUUGUAUUGUUGCUGCGGUACAUUGAGAGUCCAAAAUAAACUUUAGAUUAUGUGAUACA